Messenger RNA from Sphaeramia orbicularis (orbiculate cardinalfish), 1332 nucleotides. RefSeq lists its product as uncharacterized. The transcript has 4 exons. Bases 1 to 1209 code for a protein of 402 amino acids. The record is from RefSeq and is a predicted model, not a curated record. Lineage: Eukaryota; Metazoa; Chordata; Actinopteri; Kurtiformes; Apogonidae.
AUGGACAGCAAUGUGCGGUCAACACCUUCACCUGCCCAUGUGGUUGCCUCCCAGCCCAGAACAGUGUUGGUCAAGGGGGAGGCGGAGAUACCAGUGGUCAGGCCGGUCCCAGAGGUUGUGAAGGACCAGUCCGCUGUCCAGGAGGGAGCUCAGGUGCCACAGAAGAUCAGCAAAGUGACCAGGAGGGAUCAUGAAGGGAUUAGGUUAGUAAAGGUUGUGCGUGAAUCUUUUCACCAGGGAGAUUCUAGGUUUUUGUAUAGAGGAGUGCAGUGUAUGGCCGUUGCCUUAGUCAGCAUAGCUAGACACAUGGUGAAAAGCGUGUUCUCGUGGGAGAGACUCGAUCUGGAUCGCGUGUUGGUUGAAGGUGAUAAAUUGUAUUGCGAUUUGCGUAACAAAAACCUCUUCAGCCACAUGUCUAAUCUGUUGUCUGUUCCAGAUCUUCCCAAGGUUUUUCCAGUAGAAAGGCCAGAGUUUAGUGUAAGUUGUGGUGACACAUGGUCAGGUGAGGUAGGUGUUGCAUCAGGUGAAUGGAUUGACGUUGGGGUGUACGUUAGUAUGCAGAAUGGUUUGGAGAGAAUUUUUAGUCAGUACAGCACUUGUCUGCUGACACUUUGUGGUAAUACAUCUGCCAUCAUCUGUGAGGAUGGACAGUUCGCUGUGGUCGACAGUCACUCUCGCAGUAGCUGUGGCCUGGUACAUGGUGACGGUACCAGUGUAGUUCUACAUUUUUCGUGUCUGGAUGACCUGCAUCAGUAUAUUUGUUGUUUGGCAGACAGUCUCACUUCAGGUGAGAAGCCGUUUGAGCUGUCUGCCAUUAGUAUUAGUAGCAUUGUGGACCCAGCAGUGUCAGGUGUUUCUGUAGAGAGUUGCGUCGCUGAGAUGAGCUCGGCUACAGCACCAGGGUUUAGUGAGGUCUUUGUUUGUGCAGCCCCCUCUGUAUCUGAGAGUGGGGCUGGUGUAGAAGUGAGCCCAGCGGUGUCUGGCAUUUCUGUUCUCACCUUUUCCGCUGACGUUAGCAGUGGCUCAGAAACGGAAUUCACAGUUACUGAUAGUAGAAAGCGCAAAAUUGUUUCGCGCACUUGUGUGUCGAAGAAAUCAAAGUGUUUAGAUAGAACUGCAGUCAAGUCUGAUGUAGAGUUUGUCAAUGCAGUUAGGAAUGUAGAGCUGGUCUUCCGUCCCCUCGGUGUAGAUGUGUCAGUCUCUGUGUAGUCAGUUAAAUAUAGAUUUUAUGAAAGUCGGUGGUCUGGUGUGUAGAGAGGGCAGGUAUUUAGGUGUUCCCUGUAGAAAUGAGAAGAUAGUUCCAGAUGGGAACUGCUUCUUCAGAGCUGUGUC